Helobdella robusta is the source of this 1065-nucleotide messenger RNA. RefSeq lists its product as hypothetical. Bases 1 to 1065 code for a protein of 354 amino acids. The transcript is spliced from 2 exons. The record is from RefSeq and is a predicted model, not a curated record. Gene Ontology annotation, cellular component: nucleus. Gene Ontology annotation, molecular function: catalytic activity. Lineage: Eukaryota; Metazoa; Annelida; Clitellata; Rhynchobdellida; Glossiphoniidae. Gene Ontology annotation, biological process: chromatin remodeling.
AUGGCCCUCAGUAUCCGGCAGAAUAGGGUGCGAAGAAUCUCCGGAGACCCAGUCCAUGGGGUUGUGGUGCAAGGCCCUGUGGAUGGUCUGGCUACUGGCACCCCACUCUAUAGUGUGGCGGUGCAAGGCACUAUAGAUGGAAGGACUACUUGUAGACCAAGGGAUUGGAGGUUUGGUACCUGGAAUGUAGGCACGUUGACAGGAAAAAGUUUGGAAGUGGUGGAGGAGCUGCAGAGGAGAAUGGUUGACGUGGCUGCAUUACAGGAGAUCAGAUGGAAGGGUGAGAGUACAAAGUUUGUGGGGGCUAAAGGUGGAAGAUAUAAGUUGUGGUGGAAGGGGGAUGAUAGUACGGGAGGAGUUGGUGUGAUGGUAAGAGAAGAGUUGGUGGAGAAGGUGUUGGAAGUGAGGCGGAGAAGCAAUGGUGUAAUUGUGGUGGUGAUGGUGUUUGGAAAAGUAAUAGUGAGGGCGAUAUCAGGAUAUGCUCCGCAACAAAGUAGGAAGGAAGAGGAGAAGGAUAGGUUUUAUGAUGAUGUUUCUGACGAGAUUGGGCAAGCGGGGUUGGAUGAGUUUGUGGUGUUGUUGGGUGAUUUGAAUGGUCAUGUGGGGGCGGAUGCAGACGGAUAUGAAGGUGUACAUGGGGAAUGGGGAUAUGGUAUACGGAAUGAGGAAGGGCGUAGAGUGUUGGAGUUGGCGGAUGCACAUAGUAUGGUGGUGGGAAAUACCUGGUUUACAAGGGAACCAGCGCGAUUGAUUACAUAUAGGUCAGGGGAGCAUAGGUCGAUGAUAGACUAUAUAUUGGUAAGGGCCAAACAUAGGAAGUAUGUGAAGAAUGUGAAGGCGAUACCUGGUAUGCUGCAGCAUAGUAUGGUUGUGAUGGAUGUGACAUCAAAAGAAAUGGGAAGGAGGAAAAAGGAUAAAAGCAAUGUGGCAGAAGGAAAGGCUGAUGAUUCGUUGAUACGACAAGAAGAUGUGGAAGACGAGAUGAACGAGACGAACCUUGAAGAACAUCCAGAUGUGAUGGAGCAGCAUGAAGAGAUGCAGAAACACGGAGGACAACCUGCAUAG